AUGCCGGAUUUCUACACUUUAUUGUUAGGAGGUAGUGGUUUGACAGGCAAAUCUGUUUUACAACAGAUGCUUUCCUUGCCUUCGUAUUUUCCCGUAAUUGAUGUGCCAACGUUGACCUCGAAUUUGGAAUUGAACCACCACAUCAUCAUCAUUACAAGAUCUCAAUUUGAUCUAGGUACUGAAGUGGAGAAGAUCUCAUCGAUGUUCCAAAAAUCUGAUUUAGUUGAAUGGAAAUGCGUUUUCAAUGAAAGCAGUAAUACGAUAAGUUACUCUACAACAAUCCAUGAUCUGAUUUCCAUAUGCGUGAAUGUUGAGGUCACUACAAUUAAAGAGCCAGAUUCGACCAAAUGGGCACAAAUGAUUCCCCAUCACAUAUUCAUCAAUGAUCCCUCCGCCGAUUUGAGUGUAAUCUCAUGUUUAGGGUCUACGUCUGCAAGAUCGAAAAGGACCGGUGUGGCCAGAGAUUGGGUUGACAAGAUAUUAAACUUAGAUAUAUUAAAAGCAAUUUUGAAUAACGACAUAUUGUCUCAGAAGUUGUCACAGUAUAUUAUAAUGACAAGUUUCAAUAACUUCGCUAUAUCGAGAAUGUUCCCUUACUUCAAGGCAAAGCAAGAAUUGGAAACAAAUACUCAAUUUUUGUUACAAAACCAUCGUGCCAGCAUUGUUAUACUAAGACCAGGUCCAUUGAUUGGCAAACACGGUUCGACCUCUUCUUUCACGGUUCCAGAAUUAGAUGACCGUUUGCUACAUAGCAUUCUUAGGUACAAAAAAGCGAUUUUCCAUCAUUAUGUCAGAAGAAUGAAUGAAUGGAAAGAUGUGGGUAUAGCAACGAGAACGUCUGAACUGGUGGCCCAGUUUUCCUAUAAUAUGCCUGGAGCAUUUUUCGUGGGGUAUCCAGUGAAGGUGUUAGAUUGUGCUCAUGUUAUUGUCACUGAAAGAGUGAAACAUUUCAAGCUGCCAUCCUUACAACCGCAGAAAGUUACUUAUUUCAGUAGCCAACAGAUAGACUCCUAUAAAGCUAAAAAUGAAAUUGCUCAUAUAUAUUAA
This is a messenger RNA of Kluyveromyces lactis, 1047 nucleotides long. RefSeq names its product Him1p (gene HIM1). The transcript has a single exon. Bases 1 to 1047 code for a protein of 348 amino acids. NCBI's taxonomy places the organism in Eukaryota, Fungi, Ascomycota, Saccharomycetes, Saccharomycetales, Saccharomycetaceae. The record is from RefSeq and is a predicted model, not a curated record.